Molecule: messenger RNA, 2240 nt
Organism: Protomyces lactucae-debilis
Lineage: Eukaryota; Fungi; Ascomycota; Taphrinomycetes; Taphrinales; Protomycetaceae
Product: spindle assembly checkpoint component Mad1
Exons: 1
Coding region: 112-2163 (683 amino acids)
Biological process (GO): mitotic spindle assembly checkpoint signaling; attachment of mitotic spindle microtubules to kinetochore
Cellular component (GO): mitotic spindle; kinetochore; nuclear envelope
Source: RefSeq, a predicted model, not a curated record
UUGUGACAGCUGGGAAUUGUUUACAGCGCGACUGAACCUAUAUGAACGGAUGCGACCAGUAGACCACACGAGGCUGCUACAGCCCGCAGUUUGUAGAGGCCCGGGCUAGGGAUGGUGGUGACGCACUCGCCCGGCAAUCCAUUUGCUCGAAUAAAGCAGACGAGGCCCUUCUUGUCCGUGGACGAAAACUACACCCCGGCGACACCAGCUACAACCGUCCCAGCACGCAUCGCAACACCAAGCAAGACACCACAGCAGGAAGUCUUCAAGCUCGAGUAUCAGCUCAAAGCCUUCAAAGAUGCUGCAGAGCGGGAGAAGGUCGUCACAGCUGCUCGCAUCAAUGAACUAGAGCAAAAACUGCUGAGUGAAGGCAAAAAGAACGACAAAGCUGAAGCUGAUAAACGAUUUCUUUUUGAUUUACAAGCAAAGCAAGCUGCAGAAUUAUCUUCAGUUCGGGAAGAGCUUGCGGAAUCUAAGUCUACUACAGAAGCGACCAUCAGUGAGCUUCGAAAGUCAUUCAGCGUUCUGCAAGAUGCGAAACUCGAUAUGGAAGAGACUCAUAGGACAGAGACGCGUGAACAGGCUAGGGAGAUUGAACGCAUCGAGUCGGCCCUCAACAAUCAACGCCGAGCUAUGGACACGCUGAAGGCUGACUUGACGAGCAAAAAUGAUGUUCUUGCUUUGCGUAACGCAAAGAUCCAGGAACUUGAGGACGAACUCGCCAGCAAGGCUGCGAUUUCUACAGGACCAUCGUCGGAGGAGCUGUCCUUCCUGACUGAACAGCUGCGCGACAGUAAUGAGCGCGUAAGGAAGCUUGAAAUCACCUGUGGUGAACAGACGGCGGACCUCAACCACUUGAAAGAGGUCAACCGCUCAUUAACUAUCGUUGCUGAGGAAAACACAACUCUUCAGACAAAGUUGGCACACAUGGACGCUUUACAAGAGUCCUUGGCCAAAGCUCAAGUUGACCUGGAGGCGCUUGCAACUGAGCGGGAGACGUACGCGCAAUUUCUGCAUGAUGGGGAGACUGUUGCAGAUGUUGGCAAGGCCUUGGAGCGGCAGAAACUGGUUGCGGAUACUCUCACAAGCCAACUGACCCUGCUAGAAAAUCAGCUCGAAGAGACCAAUACCCUUGUCAGCUCACUACAAGCAGAGCUGAAUACCAACAAAGCUGGCUACGAGGCUGCCAAGGCUGAGCUCACGCUCGAAAAGCGAAACGCAUUGCGGUUGGAACGUGCAAGGUCCAUGGUUGCACGCGAAGUGUCUUUCUUACGUGCACAGCUUGCUUCAUACGACCUCGAGGAACGCAUGGAUCAGCCAAACUAUGAUGCGUUGAAAUCGAAACGUCUGACAGAAUUGGAGGCGAUGCUCGAUUCUUGCCGAGCCGAACUUCUGCAAGUCAAGGAAGAGACUAAAGAGGAGGAGAAGAUCAAGCUUGGGACCAAGCGGCCGCGCGAAGAUGAGACCGAUUUCAACCACAUCGAACGAGGCGAAUAUUUGCGUAAGAUUCGCAGCUUGAAUGCAGAACUCGAGAUUACACGGAAGCAAGAUGAAUUGCUUCGCAAAGACCUCGAUGCACUACGACAAAGCACCGCUUCUCAACGGCCCGAGAGGGUACUCGAAUUCAAGGGAAAUCCCACCACGCGAUUCCAAGCUAUCAAGGCACAGACUCUCAAGGACCUGGAGACAGAGAACGCUGCAUUGCGACGGCAGCUUGAGGGCAAAGGUGAGGUGACUGUGCCUGUCCAGUCUCUUCGAAAUGCAGAAACGACGGCACAAAGACUCGAACAGGCCAUUGCUCAAAAGGAAAAAAUGAUUAAGCGUCUCAAAGAAGUCUUUCAAGCAAAGUCGAGCGAGUUUCGUGAGGCAGUCUACGCCUUGUUGGGGUACAAGCUGGACUUCCUGCCCAAUGGUCGCGUCCGACUGACUUCCAUGUAUGCUGAGCACAAUGACCACGCUUUCAUCUUUGACGGCGAAGAAGACACGAUGAAAAUAGCAGGGGAGGUGCAGGGCAACGAAGCGUUCAUGCAGAUGGUCGACAACCUUAUUAAAUACUGGUCUGGAGAAAGGAAGAGCAUUCCGGGUAUGCUUGCAGCCUUGACAUUGGAGCUGCUUGAGAAGGAGGCAGAGCUGCAGCAACAACAGCAGCAGCAGCAACAAUAGCAGCAGUAGUAGGAAUUUGCCGUGGAGGUUAUUGGUAAAAACGAUAAAUGUACAAAAGGAAUACCACACUGCAAGAU